Molecule: messenger RNA, 1550 nt
Organism: Vigna angularis (adzuki bean)
Lineage: Eukaryota; Viridiplantae; Streptophyta; Magnoliopsida; Fabales; Fabaceae
Exons: 5
Coding region: 1-1398 (465 amino acids)
Biological process (GO): base-excision repair, AP site formation; DNA repair
Cellular component (GO): nucleus
Molecular function (GO): 8-oxo-7,8-dihydroguanine DNA N-glycosylase activity
Source: RefSeq, a predicted model, not a curated record
AUGGAGGACACACAAAACCAGGGUUGCCACCGUCAUUGCAGCGAGCACCCAGAAGGAACAGCAUGGUUCGAAUUCCACAUAGAGCUUCCCUCCGAAUCAGAGCCAUUCCAGUUGGAGCAAGCAGUCUGCAGUCACGGCUUUUUCAUGAUGGCACCCAACCGCUGGGACCCUCUCUCCAAAACCCUAACUCGUCCACUCCUUCUCCACAACCCUUCUUCUUCUUCCUCUUCCCUCCUCGUUUCCAUGUCCCAGCGCUCUCAAUCGCUCGCCGUUAGGGUUCAUGCCGUCCAUUCCAUCUCUCCCCAACAACAGCGUCACAUCACGGCUCGGAUUUCCAGAAUGCUGCGGCUGUCCCAAGCGGAGGAAAAGGCCGUGAGGGAGUUCAGACGCGUGCACGCUGAUCAUCCAAAUAGAAGCUUCGGUGGACGGGUGUUUAGGUCUCCCACGUUGUUCGAGGACAUGGUUAAGUGCAUACUCCUCUGCAACUGCCAGUGGCCAAGGACAUUGAAUAUGGCUCAGGCGCUCUGUGAGCUUCAAUUGGAACUGCAAAAUGGGUUGCACUGUAAUGUUGUAGGGCCGAGCAACCCAAAAGUUGAAGCUGAAGGAUUCGUUCCCAAGACACCAGCUUCUAAAGAAAACCGGAGAAAGAAGGCUCCAACAAAGAGCGCGCUACUUAAGAAGAAAUUAGAGUUGGAAUUGGAAUUGGAAUUGGAAGUGGAUCGAAAUCUGCAAAUGGACAAAAGUUCAGACACAACCUCGCUUCCACCAGAUAAUGGCGAUUCGGAGGUGCUUGGUUCAGAUGAUUCAUGUUAUCAGUUCCCCAAUGAAGGACAGUACUUUGACCGUACUGGAAAUUUUCCUUCCCCAAUUGAGCUGGCAAACCUUAGUGAGAGUUUUCUGGCAAAGCGAUGCAGACUUGGGUAUAGAGCACGUUAUAUAUUAGAACUUGCGAAGGCCAUUGUUGAAGGAAAAAUUCAAUUAGAACAGCUUGAAGAGCUGUCGAAAGAUGCAAGCUUGUCCUGCUAUAAGCAGCUUGGUGAUCAGCUCAAGCAAAUUAAGGGGUUUGGCCCAUUUACUCGCGCCAAUGUACUUAUGUGUUUGGGAUAUAAUCAUGCCAUUCCAUGGGAUUCUGAAACUGUUAGACACUUAAAGCAGGUUCAUUCAAAAAAUACAACCUCUAAGACAAUUGAGAGUGAUCUUGAAGAGAUUUACGGAAAGUAUGAGCCCUAUCAGUUCCUAGCAUUCUGGUCUGAGAUAUGGGACUUCUAUGAAACAAGGUUUGGCAAGAUGAAUGAAAUGCAUUGUUCUGUUUAUAAACGUAUAACUGCCAGUAACAUGAGAAGCACUGUGAAAGGAACAAACAAGAGGAAAAGACCAUCACGGAUAUUCCAAUGCUGAAGUCCUACUCCAAAAAUUCACUCUUUUAUCUCUGCUUUUUGAUGAACACUUUUCGUUUUGUCAUUGAGCUAGUUAGCAUAUCUACUUCAACAAAGCUCAACAAUGUUUUUGGGAUCUGAUGCAGAAUUAAUUUAUUGUUUCAAGUUUGUAUA